GGCAAUUUGGAGCUGAAAUUUGCUGUUCCCGGCAGUUUCCCGAUCAAUCAGCCAAGAUGCAGAACGAAGAAGGUCAGGACAUCGAUCUCUACAUCCCAAGGAAAUGCUCUGCCACCAACAGGCUGAUUACCUCCAAGGAUCACGCCUCCGUCCAGGUCAACGUUGGUCAUUUGGAUGCCAACGGUCGUUACACCGGCCAGUUCACCACUUAUGCUCUGUGUGGCUUCGUGCGAGCUCAGGGUGAUGGAGACAGUGCCCUGGACAGGCUGUGGCAGAAGAAGAAGGCCGAACUGCGCCAAUGAUUUUAGUCGCCAUUUGAGAACCAUCAUUUUCUUGUUGAGCGAGCGGAAUUGUCUGUAAUGGGAUGAUAUACUCUUUUGUUGCAAUUUUGUGGAUUCUGCUUCGAUGGGUUGAUGUUUCAUUCGACAUAUGAAAGUUGCUGUUUCAUUUGACUAAUUGCUUGUGGAUGAAACUUGGUACUCACUUGUUUACGUCCUCCCUUAUCAUGUGCAAAUCCCUCGAUUGGUUUCGUGGCAGUUUGAUCCACUUUCUAUCUUUUGCACGUAGUGUGAGCUACUGUUUGCUCAUUUUACCUAUUUGCAAUGUUGUUAGAAUCGA
This is a messenger RNA of Linum tenue, 618 nucleotides long. The record is from the annotation of a GenBank genome assembly. NCBI's taxonomy places the organism in Eukaryota, Viridiplantae, Streptophyta, Magnoliopsida, Malpighiales, Linaceae.